GUUAAACAUUUUCAAACCGGUUAUUUUUUAAAUUAAUUUUAUUAUACAAUAAAUAAUGUUAAAUAUAAAAAAUAUAUUAUUUCAAAUAAAAGUUCCUUGUUUUAUUAAACAACAAAAUUCACAAAAGUCAUGGUUUCAUUUAAAUUCAGUUUUGAGAGUAUUAAAUGUUUCUCUACAAAAUCGAUGUGUUGUUGUUAAUGAAAGCUCAUCUGACAAGCAAUUACAUUUUAUGAAAUUUCCUACAGUUUGGCUCCGAGAUAAUUGUCAGUGUAAUGAGUGCUUUCAUCAAAGUUCAAAAAGUCGUCAAAUUGAUUGGGUUAAAUUUGAUACUAAAGUUAAUAUUACAAAUAUAACGGCGUCUGAUAAUUCAAUUAGCAUUGAUUGGAGCGAUAAACAUAGUUCAACGUAUUCUCUUGAUUGGUUAAGAGAAAGAGAUUUCCAUACUGAUAAAAGAGAAAAAUAUUUAAAUGAAUUUUAUAGACCGAAAACAAAACAUUGGAGUAAAAAUGAUUUUAAAAAAAUUUUGAGUACAUUUGAGUACAAAAAUGUUAUGGAAAAAAAUAAUGAUUUAAAAUUAUGGUUACAACAGUUAGCAAUAUAUGGAGUGGCAAUUAUUAAAAAUGCUGGAACAGAUAAAACUGCUGUAAGAAAAUUAGCUGAUCGGGUGGGUUUUAUCAGGAAAACUACAUAUGGAGAAGAAUUUAUUGUGGAAGCUAAGCCUGGGGCAAAAAAUUAUGCUUAUUUAUCAACACCAUUACCUUUACAUACUGAUCUUCCGUAUUAUGAAUAUAAGCCGAGUGUUAAUCUAUUGCAUUGUGUUGUACAAUCAAAUUCUAAAGGAGGUGAAAAUCUUUUAGCUGAUGGUUUUCAUGUAGUCGACAUUUUAAAGAAAAAUUACCCCCAUUUCUUUGAAACAUUAACUAAAACUGUUAUAGAUUGGAAUGAUAUAGGUGAAGAUGGUGGUCUUCCAUUUCAUAACAUUUGGAGAUCGCCUGUUAUAUGUUUAGAUGGUGAUGGCUUUUAUACACGUAUAAAUCACAGUAUUCCACAAAGGGAUAGUCACUUUAAUGUUACAAUAGAGGAAGUUGAAUUAUGGUAUGAAGCAUAUUCAAAAUUCGUUAAAUUAUUACAACAAGAAUCAGUAUCAUUUAAAUUGAGUCCUGGUGAUAUUUUAACAUUUAAUAAUAUACGUUUGGUUCAUGGUAGAACUGGAUAUGAUGAUAAUGAAAAUAAUGUUAGAUGUAUUGUUGGAGCCUACUUGGAUUGGGAUAUAAUAUAUUCAAAAUUGAGAGUUUUAAUGAAAAAUUACAAUAAAAAUGAGAAAUGA
This is a messenger RNA of Condylostylus longicornis, 1327 nucleotides long. RefSeq names its product gamma-butyrobetaine dioxygenase. Gene Ontology annotation, biological process: carnitine biosynthetic process. Lineage: Eukaryota; Metazoa; Arthropoda; Insecta; Diptera; Dolichopodidae. Gene Ontology annotation, molecular function: oxidoreductase activity. The record is from RefSeq and is a predicted model, not a curated record. The coding region runs from base 56 to 1327 and encodes 423 amino acids. The transcript is spliced from 5 exons. Gene Ontology annotation, cellular component: mitochondrion.